Corythoichthys intestinalis (scribbled pipefish) is the source of this 7749-nucleotide messenger RNA. It is a transcript of the gene tns1a, whose product is annotated as tensin 1a. The record is from RefSeq and is a predicted model, not a curated record. The transcript is spliced from 35 exons. Bases 540 to 5543 code for a protein of 1667 amino acids. NCBI's taxonomy places the organism in Eukaryota, Metazoa, Chordata, Actinopteri, Syngnathiformes, Syngnathidae. Gene Ontology annotation, molecular function: protein binding. Gene Ontology annotation, biological process: fibroblast migration. Gene Ontology annotation, cellular component: focal adhesion.
UUUUUACGUUAUUUUUUUUUUCUUUUGCCCAAGGCGUGUGCGGUGUGUGUGAGGGAGAAGACAGUGAGUGUGGGGCAUGCUUAUAUAGGUGUAUAACAGUCCAGUCGAUUAGUGGCGGACUAUUUGCAUUAUGCAGCCGCCGAUGCUUAUGACAUUUAGACUGAUCUAGACUGGCUUGGGAGACAGAGAGGACCGUUGAUGGAUGGAUAGACAGGAAGACAGUUUUUAUGGCUUUAGGUUGUGCUUAAUCAACAAACCAAGGGAUCAUGCCCAUUUUGGGGAUAUUAGUGUCUCUACACAGACCCCGUGUUGUCUCCCAUGCAGAAUGGAAUUUGCAGUCAUACAACCAUAGUCCAAAUUUGCUGAAAUGGAAAACCAUUCAAUAAUUUCAGAUAUUAGGCCUGGCCUGGGAAAUUAUUGCUUGUGUGGGGUAUUUUAUUUAUUUUGACUUUGUUCUUUUUCGCGGAGGGUUACAGGAUCCUUCCUUGGAGUCGAGCCGGAAAUAAGGGGCUCGCAGACAAGAAGGGACAAACGUAGGCAUGGCUCGCCUCAACUGGUGCCUAGCUGCCGUCAUCAGCUGGGGCAAGUUCCUCUUCGCAUGCUUCUUUCCGCUGCGGGGGUUCAAGCAAGACAAGCCUGACGAGCUGGAAGGGGUCCAUACACAUUCCUUCAAGCUGAAGCCAUUUAAGAAGGCCAAGAGCUGUGAUAUAUGCAAGCAGGCCAUCACAAAGGAGGGUCUCAUCUGCAAAGCUUGUCAGCUUUCCUGUCAUAAAAAAUGUGAAGUGAAGGUCACCACGGCAUGUCAAACGAGCACCAACUAUGAGCUUCCUCCUACUCCUCAGCUGCCAUUAAAGCAUGUAGAUACUCCGGGGUCAGCCAGGUCCUGCAAGAGUGCGGAAAUCAAGAGAAAACAGUCACGGAGUCAAAGUAUGGUUCACGGCAUGGAGGAAAGCUAUGAAGUGGACCUGGUCUACAUCACAGAGAGGAUCAUAUCCUUCUCUUUCCCCGCCACUGCCGAGGAGCGCAACUACAUCUCUCAUCUCAAGGAGGUGGCAGCCAUGCUACGCUCAAAACACGGGGACCACUACCUGGUGCUCAACCUGAGUGAACUGAGGAGUGACCUAACAACAUUAAACCCGAAGGUGCUGGAAUUUGGCUGGCCAGACCACCAUGCACCGCCACUAGACAAGAUCUGCAGCAUGUGCAAGGCCAUUGACACGUGGCUCAAUGGUGACCCGCACAACGUUGUGGUGCUUCACAACAAAGGUAACCGAGGCCGGACAGGGGUGGUGGUGGCUGCCUACAUGCAUUACAGCAACAUAUCUGCAAGUGCUGACCAGGCACUGGACAGGUUUGCUAUGAGGCGUUUCUAUGAGGACAAAGCACUUCCUGUGGGUCAACCUUCACAGAGAAGGUACGUGCGAUAUUUUAACGGCCUUUUGUCUGGCCAUAUAAAAAUCAACAACAAGCCUCUGUUCCUUCACCAUGUGAUCAUGCAUGGAAUUCCCAACUUUGAGUCCAAAGGAGGAUGCCGUCCAUUCCUGAAGAUUUACCAGGCCAUGCAGCCAGUCUAUACAUCAGGAAUAUAUAAUGUGCAAGGCGACAGCAACACCAGCAUUUGUAUCACCAUUGAGCCCGGCCUCCUGCUAAAAGGCGACAUUUUGCUCAAGUGUUACCACAAGCGCUUCCGAAACCCCACCAGGGAUGUCGUCUUCAGGGUGCAGUUCCAUACAUGCGCCAUUCAUGAUCUUGGAGUAGUGUUUGGAAAGAGCGAGUUGGAUGAGACAUUCAAAGAUGACAGAUUCCCUGAGUAUGGAAAGGUGGAAUUUGUGUUUUCAUAUGGUCCACAGAAAAUUAAAGGCCUAAGCCAUCUGGAGAAUGGGCCUAGCGUCUGUGUGGAUUACAACACUCAAGAUCCUUUGAUCCGUUGGGACUCGUAUGAAAAUUUCAUCCAUCGCUGUGAGGGAGCUGCGGAUGACCAGCAUGAUGUUGUUCACAGUCAAGGUCCACUUGAUGGAAGUCUGUAUGCACAGGUCCGAAAGAAAGACUCCUUGGAGGGAGUGGUCACCAUCAACGGCAUCCCUAUUCAUGGAGACCCCUUGACUGCAACUGAGAACCAACUGCAACACCCAAACCACCCCCUUCAGCCAACAGAACAUACCCUACCUGUUACUGGCCAUGCUUCUCUUCCUGCAGUCGACCACACGCUGUCUGUGAGCAGUGACUCUGGAAACUCCACCGCUUCUAUAAAGACUGAUCGUACAGAGGAACACAGUCAGUCUCUGCAUGGGGGCUCAAGUCACGGCAACCCUGUAGCAAGCCACCUGACCCUCAGCCCCCAAGAGAAGAGAGAACUUGAUCAGCUUCUGAGUGGACUUGAGGCACCUGCUCAUCAACGACAAGUCUAUUUGUCUACGUCAACCAGUCCGGGAGGGGGUGUCCGGCACCUUGUCCCUGCACAGGUGCAUGUCAACGGGGGCCAGCCCCGGCUAAGUGGUGCCCCUUCCGCAGGGGAACGUGAGACAGAUAUUCUUGAUGACGAGCUUCCCAAUAGCCAAGAGGGCAACAGUGUGGAUAGUUUGGGCACACUUUCAUCCUUAGAGGGCCAGGCCACACCAGCUAACCUCUACUAUCAGUCCCAAGCCACUGUCAGCAGUCAAAACGACGGCCCCUACCUUGAAAGAGGUCUUCUCAGCGACAACUUAAGUGAAAUGCCCGUUCACGGAUUGCAAACAGUCACUGCAAUGCAGGAACGCAGUCCCUCUGCGUCACCAUCAGGGGGAUAUAACAACUUCCAGAAUGGAAGUGGAAUGUAUCGCUCACAGUCUUUUGGUAACCCGCCUACCAGCAGUCUCGAAUCCAACCCUAAACUAAUGCCCAGGGCACCUGAGAGGAGUACAAGUAGUCGAGAGGCUGUUCAACGGGGUCUCAAUACGUGGCACCAGCACAGCCUCCCAGAUGAUCCUUUUGGCCCACCCCUUCAAUCCACUCACAGCUUGCCACAUUUUCCUUCCUCAGCUUCUCAAAGGGACAUUGAGCAGUCCAUUGAAGCCCUCAACAUGCUCAUGCUCGACCUGGACCCGAUCAACUCCCACAUGUCCAAGUCACACAGUGCUCCCCCUGGGGAAAAUACCCUCAAUUCCUCGCCGGUGCCCUUCUCCCAGACACUCACAAGGCCAUCGUACCAAGCCGACUCGGCCAUCCGUGGCAAGAGCACUUCCGGGUCAUUCAACAGCACCAUCAGUCAACCACCACGAGUGACUGGGAGAACUUUUCCCAACCAGAGCCCUCUUUUGGAGUCUCCGGGACACUGUCCUCAAAAAACUAGCUCUAAUUUGCAACACCAAAACACCACCCCAACGCACACACCUGAGCCCUAUAUACACACACGUCAAGCACUGCACCAGUUCUCAUCGGACCCCUCUUCAAACGUCCAAACACCGUUGAAACCUGUGAACUCAUACAUGGUCAGCACAGCUUCCCACUCUCCGGAUCGUCAGGGCUCGUCUCCCUACCCAGGGUGCAGUGAGUCCUCCUCUCCACUUCCUUCCCUCACACCUCAACCUAAGGACACUUCCUCUUCCUCUUUGGCCCGAGAGCAGGAUGCUGAGGAGGCAGCAUUGAACCUAGAGGGCUUGGUGGCUCACCGCAUUGCUGAGUACAACGCUCGAAUCCGGGGUAUCAGUGAAAGCAUAACACCGCAACAAUCUGACCGCCAUCGCUCCUAUUCCUUCUCUGGUGUACGCUCCAGAGGGAUGACCCCGGACGUGAGCAAGGAGAUGGGUCGGCGUCGGACCACCAGUGAGGGUCACUACCAGAGCACUCAUGACAACAGGCCGGCUGCUUCUUCACCAGAUUUCAGCAACAGUCUGCCCAACAACCCCAGCGGAAGACCCAGAGAGGGUAUCGUUCACACCUACCGGGAAGCAUUUGAGGACAAUGACAUUGCUCGCUCACCGCCAGGUUGGAUGCCAGCAGUGGAAAUGAAGCCGAAUCAAAAGUUUGCAUCAGACUCUGUUUCUAAUCAUGGAGAACAAGAAAAUCGUGGGUUUGUGGAAUAUAGAGCACAACAGUUCAGUGGUCCUCUCACCUCCAGCAGCCCUGUACACAGUCCAGAAGGGAGGCAUGGGUCUUUGGAUCACAGCCCAGGACCCAUUUACCCGCACACGCACACCUCCCCAGACGGCUCCCAAGUGAACAUCAUGGGUGUCCACACUGUCCCUGGUAGCCCCAACACCCUCCACCGCACAGUGGCCACCAAUACACCCCCAAGCCCUGCCCUCCAAAGGCGCCUGGGUCAAUCCAGUCCCUCACCAGUCAGACGCACACCUCCAGCGGGCAGCAGGGACAGCAUGCCCUCCAGCCCCUUGAUUGGCCGAAAUCCCAAAACCAGCGGUGUAAAUGUGCCACCUGCCAGUCCCUUGAUGGGACGGCAAGUUGUAGCGGGGGGCCACAGUACUCCCGAUGAGCUGGGGGCCACAUCUCGUCAGGCACAGCCGCCUUCCACACCUGCUUUCCCCGUCUCCCCCCAGCUGCCAGUUAAGAGACACGCGAGUGGUGGGGACGCAGAGCGGCUGGAUGGCAAGAACCUGGCAGCUGAGGCUGGAAGCUCAAACUUGACAGGGAAUUACCCGGACACCUCCAAGUCCAUCUAUGAUGGUUACCCAGACAUUAAAAUGAAUGUCAAGUUUGUCCAAGACACUUCCAAGUUCUGGUACAAGCCCGACAUCUCCCGAGAGCAAGCCAUUAACGUGUUGAAGGACAGGGAGCCCGGGGCCUUCGUCAUCAGGGACAGCCACUCCUUCCGUGGGGCUUAUGGUCUUGCCUUGAAAGUGGCAUGCCCACCUCCAACGGUACAACAAAACAAAAAAGUUGCUGAUCUGACCAACGAGCUGGUAAGACACUUCCUGAUUGAAACAAGCCCCAAAGGUGUCCGCCUGAAGGGUUGUCCCAACGAACCCUACUUUGGUUGUCUCUCGGCACUGGUUUACCAGCACUCCAUGACACCUCUGGCACUACCCUGCAAGCUCAUGAUCCCCACCAAAGACCCAAAUGAAGAGGCUCUGGAGCUGGCCACACCCACUGACCCAGUUGUGGAACUUCUGAAGCAAGGAACAGUUCAGAAGGUUCCAGAGGAGUCUCACGCGUCCAACGUGCUGUACAUUAACUCUGUGGACAUGGAGUCCUUGACUGGCCCACAAGCCAUCGCUAAGGCCAUCAGUCAGACACUGGCGACCAAUCCUCUACCCACCGCCACUGUGGUGCACUGUCAGGUGUCACCGCACGGCAUCAUGCUAACAGACAGUCACCGGAAGAUUUUCUUCAGGCGGCAUUAUCCACUAAGCACCAUAACCUACUGUGACACUGAUCCCCAGGAUAGAAGGUGGGGCCAAGAGAGUGGUGGCUCCCUUAGGCUUUUUGGCUUUGUGGCAAGAAAACAAGGAAGCACAACAGACAAUGUCAGCCACCUGUUUGCUGAGCUGGACCCUGACCAGCCGGCCUCGACCAUAGUCAGCUUUGUCUCCAAAAUGAUGAGGCGGUGAAAGCGCCAUGGCGACUAUUUCUUAAUCCAUCUUUUGGUGUCUUUUUCUCUCUGGGAUUCGACGAGCUCUAUUUUUUUUUUUUUUUAAGAUUUAAUUUAUAUAUUUUUCUGCCUUGCUGGUUUGGCGUGUUGCAAGUAUCUUCUUGCGAAAGGUGUGAACCUGCCAGAGGAUGUGCCAACGUGGGCUUGAGAAUGUGACACACAAGGAGGUUUCUGGACUGAAACUUGAAAACGAGAAUGGAUCGAAGUAUGGGAAGUUCAGUGUGAGAGGACAUGCGAGGCUCGGAUGUUUCAGGGUGUUUUCAUGUUUUUCUUGAUUGAUUUACCAAAGGUCGAUGCAAUACAAGUGCAAGAUUGAUGUUGCGAUUAAGCCAUUCUUAUAAUUUCCACCUUUAAAAGAUGUACCUAUAAACACAAAAGAAAAGUACUUUCUUCUUGACAGUGUCUUCAGGAAAAAAAAAGUUAGCCUUGAUGGCUUUUGGCAAAACAUUGUCUGAAGACUUUUUGCAUGUUAGCUUGAUCUUUAAGCUAAGUUCUACCUUCCACUAGUCCUUGUGAAGCCCUGAAUGUGGGCUUUUCUGGUUCUGCUGUGUGUUAGAAAGGGCUCUGCAGUGACACGACGACUGAUCUAAACUGCACAUUGCAGACCAGACUCGGAAAAAAACAACAACAAAAAAAGAAUCACACACACACAAACACCAAGCUUUGUGCACACGUGCAUUUCCAUCACCUACCUUCUACCGUCCCCUCAAGACACUGUACUGCAAGCAACUGGUGACUUUUGACAGAUUGUCUACAGGGUAGAGCCACCCAGUUAGGCUGGCACCAGGGCGCGCUUGUCACGGAAUGACACUGGAAAGCACCUCCAGGAAGCUAAUCCUGGGCCUAUGCACUGUUCUUUCUGCAUGCUGUUCCUUCCUUCAUAGCAGCAUUCACUGAAAACAUUCUAUGCUGUGUGCCCUUCGUAGACACUGAGGCCGUUUGACUUGUCUAAAAGACCGCAUGAAGUAGAUUUUUUUACGCUCCUCAGAGUCUUCAAGAUGUAGACAACCCAUUUUUGAAGUAGUCAAAUGAUGGUGAUACGCGAUAUUUUUUAUUUUAAUUGUUGGUGUGGCGGACUCACCUUUGAAUGUCUGUCUCCACUGUUUCCACUGUGUUGUCACAAAACACAUUUAGAUACUUUUAGCAAAGAAAAUACAACAUAGUAUUCACACUGUGCACAAUUGCACCCAUGCAGGUUUCUGCAACAAGAGGAUAGCUAUAUAUGUACAUAGAUGAACUACUUUGAAAGGUGACUUAGCGAAAAGUAUUUAUUUUUGUUGCUUCGGUCCCUCAUGAGUACUCAUUAUGCAUAUAUUGUACAGUCUAGAUAAAGAAAUGGGUUCAGAAAAAAAUCUAUACUUAUUUUGGCUAAUGAUUUCAAAGUCUGAAGAUUUUGAAAUAUGUUUGAAUAUAUGGUGUACAUUAUUUUGUACAUGUACAUGUUUUGGCUCGUCUUGUUUGUCAUCUUGGCAAAAGCAGUGUAGCAGAGUUGCAUGGACAAAGAGAUGUGCGUGAACAAGGGAUCGUUGGCGGGAAAUACUUAGAACAGAUUGUAGUUGAUAGAACUUUGCAGAUUCCAAAAAAAAAAAAGAAAAAGAAAAACAAACAAGGGGAAAAGAGGCCAAGCUCAAAUGCAAUACAAAAACAGUGUGUGCCCAUGAGUUAUGAUUUUUGCCAAAGAAUCACACAAGCUGCUUUUUAUGUCUCGCUUCCGUUUUACAUGCAAAGAUGUUACACAAGGUUUACAUUUAUGCACUGAGACAUUAUUGACAUAUUUUUAAAUGUUUGCCCGGAGAAAAAAGAUGUCUGCUCUACAUGAAGCACUUAACUUGACAGAGCAGCAAAGAAGCGACAGGAAUUCCACAUUCAAACGCUCCUUCAAGGCUUCUUCAUCAGAACUCUUGGACACCAAUGAUUUACUCAUUUUUUAUCUGUCAAAAGACAUCUUGUUCCAUUGUGUUAUAUGGAAGCAGAGCAGUGCAGCAUGCUUCUGUCCAACAAAGUGUUUUUAUAAAAGAAUUAGAAAGUGUCCAUAAGUCGUCUGAACUGUAUUAAUGUGAAGAAAAAAAAAGACACUUGGAUUGUGUUUGUGCUUAUCAUCUUCAUUUUAUCAUUAUGGCUUACCUAAGGAGAGAAAAAAACAUUAAAGCAAUACAAGUCUGUUA